ACCGAACCGGCCCGGCCUGUGAUCGCGAAACGCUGCUCGGCCAGAGUGAGUUCGGCGCCCGGCGGCGAAGGCGGCGCUGCUUCGUCCCCAAAGCGCUCGACACAACAACCGCGCUCGCUCCUUUACUUAGCACGCCUUGUCGUCAUCUGCGUCGGCGUGAAAACACGUUGUCGUCCUUUGUCAUCGAAAGAGACGUGACAACUUGGCUCUUUCCGGCCGACACUGCUCGAAGUGGUCGCUUUUUUUUUUCUAUUCCUGUCGCUGGAGUUCGCUUGCGCUUCGAGAGGGUAGCGGUUACUUAGUUCGGGCCAGACUAGCCGACGCUUCCAUCUUUCUCGUAUAGGAGCCUGUUGCCGAGUUCACGCACGUUGUAGCACAGUCUAGAGAUAGAGAGCUCGUAGAUAACGGUAAGGUCGUAGGCGGACAGAAAAGAGGGGAAAAAAAGUUAUUAGAAGUAGGUUUGGUAGGGUGAAAAGUGAAGUUUUCAUUCGGUCAAUCAGUAGAGAACCGCGCCAGAAGCGAUAGUGUUAGCCGGUAGGGCCCUGUGGUAAUAUACGGAAAGCAGCGGCACGUUAGACAGUCAAGACAACUGCAUCGAGAAGCCUCGGACGACGUAAGGUGCAAGCAGUCGACGACUGGGAUCAAGUGCAGCGGCGGCGCCCGAAGAAAGCUCCGCUCCCUCCUGGGGUAGCCGCACUGCGUAGGAAGAAGCAAGGAAGCAAGGAACCACAGGGGGGUCCAUGUCCUCGCGGCUCCUGGCGUGCUGGCUGGCCCUGGCGGUGGCGCUGACGCUGCUGCUGUCCGAGGCGCAGGGCGCCAAAGGCCGCGGAGGCAAGCGGGGCCGCGGCCGCAUGCGCUCCUCCGGCUCGGCGAGGUACAUCUUCUACACGCACCCCAAGCGGAAGGAGUACUACGACAACCCGAACGGUGCCCAGAUUGAGAAGGCGUCACACUUCGACUACGAGUUCUUUCUGGGCCACAAGAUCGUGUUCAUCUGUGUGGCGCGCGGCGUGCCUCGGCCCCGCAUCACCUGGUACAAGGACGGCAUCGAGAUAUUCGCUCACCCAUACAUGCAGUCCAUCCUGCAAAUAUCCGAGUGGCAGCUAGAAGGAGAUCGAAUCAAGAGCAAGCUUGAAAUUGACCCGGCAAGACAGAUGGACUCUGGCAACUACGAAUGCCAGGCUGACAACAAGUACGCCAUCGACAGCCGGACCUUCAAAGCCGACUUCAGCUCCUUGGGCAGCUAGGCUGCAGCUGGUUCCUUGAAACAAGUACGACGGCAGGUACUAUCACAAGACAAGUGCCACAUCCAACCGACACAUGCACCCACUAAGAAUACCCACAUUAAUCAGGCCAUAAAUACUGCUGAGCGAAAGCAACAUGCAUCUUUCAAUGCGGCACAGUGGAUGAUUAUGCACAUGAAAGGUUUGAUUCCACCAACAACUGAAAGAAAGUCCGAAAGGAAAUCAAGCGAUUUGGUUUUUACUUGACUAGCGUUAUACAAAUGGAAGAACAGAAACUUCUCAGAAAGCAAGCCGCACACCAAUUGACAAACUGUAGACUAUCCUGUCGCAAACCUAAAACUAAUAUUGUCCUGGCUGAAAGAUCUCCAUCAUUUACCAAUUUCAUUCCUUCGGUUAUCGCAAGUGAGGCAUCCAAUCUGCCAACACAUUACGAAGCAGAGAAAGGACAAACAUGACUCGCUUUUGAGUGAAUUAGAAGAAGUAAGGACAAUGCUUUCAAGGUUUUUUUUUUCUUUAUCAUUAUGCUUUAAACUUACAGAGUUCUGCCUGUUGCUCAUCUAGCUCUCGAAUCAUAUAGGUACUCAAAUCGUAGAGGCACGCCUGCGCUGUAAAUAGUCCAAUUCUAAUCAGCCUUCACUCCAUCCACUUAUAGCAAAGCCACACAUAACACAGAAAACCAACAAAAAUGGACACUCAUAGAGCUUACUACACCUGAACACCCGCUGCUUUGUAGGGUGUUGUUUCCUGUCCUAAAACAGACUACGGGAUAGCAAAAACAAGAAGAGUACUAUCAAAAAGAAGUAGCACUCAGCUCCUAUCAGCAAUCAACUUAUCAUAAACGCUUACUUCUUUCUAAAAAGCUUAAAUUCAGAACCUAUUGCAUCUGAAGAUUAUUUAUAUGGAGAAAUAAAUACGAAACAAGCUCACAUUAACAAACCGCAAAACACUACAUCUCAUAAACUUCACACUGGACAAACAAAUUGCAAACAUAUGCAGGAAUUCUUUCUAAUGACAAUGAAAACGAUCUGAGGGGGAAAAAAUGUUAUCAAUGUGAAGAUAAGUUUUUAAACCUAAGACUACUAAACCAAGCUCUCCGCACUGUUAAGACUUUAAGGCCCGACAAAUUUUCAACAUGACACUACAGAAAUAGUUGGCAAAGACCAAUGUCACACACGCAAGCAAGAUGGUGGGUUCCAUUCACUCACAUUCACGAGUGUUUCUUCAUUAGCACCAUUAUCGUGUAGCGCAAACAUUCACAGCUCGCACAAGAGUGUAGUAGACACAACAGGUAUGCUUGUUUCCCGUUUAAAACUAACAGAACAACACCAAGACACACGUGUGCCACCCAGUGAUCACUGUUUCCCAGUACCUGUCAGUGCCAAACUCUCUUUCGUGCCGAAGAUAAAACAGGUGUCUUAUGCUUGGUACAAAAUGCCAAACACAAAACAGCAUGUGCAUUACAAGUUCCCUCAUUGCGCAUCCUGUGUGUAGCUCUCUAGCAGCUCAGCUCGUGUGUCCCUGAUUGUUGAAAAUAAAACAGAGUUCAGUCAGCUGUU
Molecule: messenger RNA, 2800 nt
Organism: Rhipicephalus sanguineus (brown dog tick)
Lineage: Eukaryota; Metazoa; Arthropoda; Arachnida; Ixodida; Ixodidae
Product: immunoglobulin domain-containing protein oig-4
Exons: 4
Coding region: 741-1247 (168 amino acids)
Source: RefSeq, a predicted model, not a curated record